AGACAAAACAAACAAUGAUGUUUUCGGAUCUUCCACGGGAUUUACAAGCAGAAAUACUCUCAAGGGUUCCGGCCAGAUCUCUACAAAAAUUGAAACCUACUUGCAAGCGGUGGUACACUUUGUUCAAAGAUCCUGGAUUCCUCAAGAAGAACUUGGGUAGAGCGGAAAGAGGGUUGCUUAUGCUCAUGAAUUCCUCCAGGGUUUGUUCAAUUAGUAUCAAUCUCCCUGGCAUCCACAACAGCGUUGAUCCGUCCUUUGACGUAACAGGUGUACUUGUCAGUAAGAAUGAUCCAGAAGAUGUCAAGAUAUCUGAUAUCUUUCAGUGCAACGGUUUAUUAUUGUGCACCACUACUGACAGGAGACUCGUGGUUUGGAACCCUUAUACUGGUCAGACCAGGUGGAUCCCAAACAGAUCCAGCAACGCACUGUUCCAUAAGUUUGUUUUAGGAUACGAGCAGGAUUCUUGCAGUUACAAGGUCUUGAGGUAUAAGUCAUAUGAUUCGUUAGGCCCGUUAGGUGCGGAGUUUGAAAUCUAUGAGUUUAACUCUGAUUCAUGGUGUAGUUUUUAUGACGUCUCUCCUAAUUGUUCCUUCGAAUCUAAGGGCGUGUCGUUGAAGGGGAAUACUUACUGGAUUGCUUCAGAUACAGAAGGUCCCUUCGGUACAUUCGGACUCAGGUUUGAUUUCACAACAAAAAAAUUUGGACGUUUCUCUCUUCCUUUUCAGAGUGAUGAUGCUGGUGGUGUUGUGGAUAGUAUGAUUCUAUCAGUUGUUAGGGAAGAGAAGCUUGCUUUGUUAUAUGAGAGGUUUGAAUAUUUUACAAAGGAUCCUUCGGAGAUGAAGAUAUGGGUGACCAAUACUAAAAUCGAGGAGGCCAAAGACUUGUCGUGGAGCGAUUUCUUGGUAGUGGAUUUUCCUAAAUUGAUGGUAACAAGGAUGACAAAUGCGAGGAGUUUCUUGGUGGAUGAGGAGAAAAAAAUGGUCGUGUUUUGUGAUACAGACAGCGAUGUUCAAUACAGGACAAGAGUUUACUUUGUCGGAGAGAAUGUGUACCAAGAAGUUUAUAAAGAGACUACUACAGGUGAAUCAUUUUGCUAUUGGCCACGUCUCGUCAGCCCGGAUUCGAAUUGA
Messenger RNA from Camelina sativa (false flax), 1130 nucleotides. NCBI's taxonomy places the organism in Eukaryota, Viridiplantae, Streptophyta, Magnoliopsida, Brassicales, Brassicaceae. The record is from RefSeq and is a predicted model, not a curated record.